Protopterus annectens (West African lungfish) is the source of this 2854-nucleotide messenger RNA. RefSeq names its product cysteine rich secretory protein LCCL domain containing 2 (gene CRISPLD2). Lineage: Eukaryota; Metazoa; Chordata; Ceratodontiformes; Protopteridae. Gene Ontology annotation, cellular component: extracellular region. The transcript has 15 exons. Bases 404 to 1912 code for a protein of 502 amino acids. The record is from RefSeq and is a predicted model, not a curated record.
GAUUGCUUUUGUUGCAUUUCCUGUUCUUAUCCUAAGACAUUUUGUUGCUCCUUAGUCUGAGUUUAUCACAGGCUGGAGGAUAUUUGCCAAGAACACCUUCUACGACAUCUCCCCCUCCCAGUUUCUUUGAGAACUGAGAGCCUAUAAAAGCUGUGAUUAACUGCAAAGAAUACUAUUUCAGUUACUGACACAAACGGUGUUGAGGGUCAUCCCCUGCUUGUGUUAAUCACCUCCACAGUGUGAUCCUCCAUAUAGGACAGCAUUUAAUCUGGCAUUAACGUUCUCUUGGAACAGUAAGCAGCACUUGAAUGAAUUCCAUGUAUUUAUGAGAUUUGUUUGAAGAAAACAAGCACCUCAUUUUACUUUUGCUGUGCACUGAGUCGACAAAGAAUAUUAUCACACAAUGUUUUGGUUCUUCCUUCCUGUUGGAUUAGCAUUUCUUGCACAAGAGACCAGUUGUUUUAUUCUACCUAAUGUCACAGACCUGGAAGCCAUAUUAAAGAAAUAUCAAGAGCCACAUUCUAGAGGUAAACGUGCCAUUGCCAUCUCGGAUAAACUCGAGGUGUUAGAACUCCAUAAUAAGUUACGGGGUGAGGUGUACCCUUCCGCUUCUAACAUGGAGUACAUGACCUGGGAUGAUGAGCUGGAAAAGUCUGCCGAAUCCUGGGCUCAGCAAUGUAUUUGGGAUCACGGACCUGCAGGGUUGCUUACGUCGAUCGGGCAAAACUUGGGCGUACAUUGGGGAAGGUACCGCUCCCCUGCCUACCACGUUCAGUCCUGGUAUGAUGAAGUCAAAGACUACACCUACCCCUAUCCCCAUGAAUGCAACCCGUGGUGCCCCGAACGGUGCUCAGGGCCUAUGUGCACCCAUUAUACACAGAUAGUGUGGGCCACUACUAACAAGGUUGGCUGUGCGGUACAUGUGUGCGACACAAUGAACGUCUGGGGAGAGAUUUGGCGUAAUGCUGUCUACUUUGUAUGUAACUACUCGCCAAAGGGAAACUGGAUUGGAGAAGCACCUUACAAGAAUGGCAGGCCUUGCUCAGAGUGCCCACCCAGUUAUGGAGGUGGAUGUAGGAACAGCCUCUGUUACAAAGAGGAAGGAUACGGUGUGCAGCCAGAAACUGAUGAAGCAAAUGAGGUAGAAACUCCUCAAGUCCAAGAGGAAACCGUGGUCUGGGUGCAGCCAAAACCAGAACCAGAACCCAAACCCAAACCAAAGCCAACAACUCCUAAAAAGGAACCAGUACUUUCAAGCACCAAAUACAUGACUCAAGUCAUAAAGUGUGAAACCCGAAUGAGAGACAAGUGUAAAGGCACUACAUGUAACAGGUACAAGUGUCCAGCAAACUGCAAGAAUAGCAAAGCCAAAAUAUUUGGAACUCUUUUUUAUGAUGCGAUGUCUAGUGUUUGCCGAGCAGCAAUUCAUUAUGGUAUAAUUGACAACAAUGGGGGCCUGGUGGACAUUACAAGAAAUGGAAAGAUACCUUUCUUCAUAAAGUCUUCGAGAAAUGGCAUUGAUUCUCUCAGUAAAUUCAAGCCUGCAAAUUCAUUCAUGGUUUCAAAAGUAACAGAACGGACACUGGACUGUUAUGCUACAGUAGCAGAGUUGUGCCAGUAUGAAAAGCCGGGAACACACUGUCCAAGGUUCUACUGUCCCCCCAAAUGCAAAGAUGAACCUUCAUACUGGGCAACAGUUAUUGGCACAAAUAUCUAUGCUGAUAAAUCUAGCAUUUGCAAAACCGCAGUGCAUGCAGGUGUUAUCGAUGAUGCUUCAGGAGGCUAUGUUGAUGUGAUGCCUGUGGAAGCCAAGAAAUACUACGUAGGCUCUCUCCACCAUGGAGUGCAGUCUGAGAGCUUGAAGAGCUCACGCGAAGGGCAUGCUUUCAGAGUUUUCGUAGUAAGACCUUGAAGCUUCAUAUUCUAUGCAAGAUACAGGAGGAUCAGAUUUCUUCUGGAAUGCAAGGAAAUUCUGUUGAUUUGUAUCCAGAAAUGGAGGCUGUCCGAAAAGAGCUACAUCAGCUAACAUUUUAAUGGACAAUUGUCAGCCCUUUUCAGGGAAAAGGGACGAGACUACAACUUCUUACUCCAGACUUGGCAAGUUUCAUUUUAUGCCAGGGUAUUUGACAGUGGAAUGUCUAAUUUAACAUUUUAUAGAUAAUUUCUUUAAAAAAGCAUUAAAAGCAAAAUAUUGUUAUUUCACAGCAGGUCUGGUUUAUCUGUAAUGAAAGAGUGAAUUAUCAGACUCGACCUUUAUUUUCAAGAUGGGGUUAUAUUAUUAAAACUCUUUUUUUACAUUAUUUAGAUACUUUGUUGUACAGUUUAUAUGGGAAAGAAAUGUGGAAUGUAAUGCCUUUUAUAUUGUUAAGCUUUGUCUAUAUUUGUUAUUGUUUGGCUAUGUGUAUAUCUGUAUACAUUUUAGCAAGAAGUAUGUUGUACACAGACUCCUAUUUCGAAAUUAUUACUAAGUAAUAAAUAAGAAUUUUUAAAGUUACAAUAUAAACUCUUGCUUCAUCAAAAGCAGUGUCAGAAGGUAUUUCAGGAUUGCAGGAAAAAGAAGAGUGUAAUACACUUAAAUGAUACCUGUUUUGUUUGUCAAGUUACUAUCAUUUGGCAGUCUUUAUAAACACCUCCGAUUAUAAUGAUUUAAUGCCACUGAACAUGUGUAAAGAAUCACCAUUAUUGGACUGAAUGCAAUGCUAACAAUGGAAAAUAACUGAAAUGAAAAAAACGUGACUUCUAGUUUGAACCUAUGCAAUGUCAUUCAUUAAAAAACAUGCUUUUUUUCUCAAGGGAAAAGGUUUUAAAUACAAAUUUUACAGUUUAUUUUAUUUACAAUAAACAGUUGAUUAUC